UAAUCUUGUAAAACAUAAUAGUGGGUAUGUCACGAUUCCCCCUUGAAGCAGCGUGCUCGAAGCGCGAAUGCGCGAGCACCUGCUUUUCCGCUGUUGACCGUAGGGACAUCGGGACACGUGGGUUUUGUUUAUGUCUGUCAUGUCUCCUCCCUGUUCCGUCAUUGGCUGGGAAGUCACGUGUGUCCGGAUUACCCUCAGCUGUUAGCAGUUGCGAGGGUAAUCAUGUCCGCAUAUAUACCGCGCGCUUCCCAGCACACAACGCGGAAGAUUAAGUAGAUUUCUGCUCUCCAUCACCUCAGACACCUCACACACUCCUCUCACACUCCUCCACUGUGUAUCAGGAUGAAGCUCCUCGCUCUGGUGCUCCUGCUCUCUGCUUUCUCCUCACUGGCUCUGUCAGAAGUUGUGAAGGGUUUUGACAGGUCUAGGUGUUCUGAGUUCUUCAUCCGAAGCCCGAAUAAAAAAACCAUCAUCACCCCGACUGUUUUCAAGGGGCAUCAGUUUAAGCAGAUUUGUCAGUUCUGGAACAGUAAAUACAGAUUUGCAACACUCUAUGACACAGAGCGGAGGAUCCCCGUCUACUCAGCCUACACAUUCUCUGGUCAAAAAGAGUCCAUGAAUCUGUCUCUUUCUAAAAAUAUCCGAAAUGAAGAGUGGAAAAAUGAGCCUCAGCUGGAAAACAAUAAGAACAGUCCAGACAUGAAGAAGAUCUCUGAUGCUGAGAUGAACGAGUUUGUUCACCAGGCUGUGGACAGAGACUAUAAAGAGAGCGGAAAAUAUACUAAUAUCGCUUAUACUAGAGGUCACGUGUUUCCACGUCAGUAUGCUGCUGAUGAGGAUCAGGCAGAUUCCACCUUCACGUUUACCAAUGUAGCACCACAAACACAACAUAGCAAUGGCAAAUGGGCAGAACAAGUAGAGACACCAAUGAUGAAAGACAUAGAGAAAAAGUGCACGGAAAAUCGUACAAAAAAAACAGCCUAUAUAGUUACUGGAGUGGUUCCAGGAAAUAAAUGGAUAGCCAUAACAAGAAUUGAAAAAAAUAAACCUAAAACAUUUGACAAAGGUGUUAACAUUCCCAGUUAUUACUGGACUGCUUUCUGUUGUGACAUCAAUAAGAAGGAAAGAUUUUCAAAGGCCUACCUCUCUCGGCAAAAUGAACCAAACAACAAGACUUAUGAAUUAAGUGAGAUGAGUGUUGAUUUGCUGAAUGAACACCUCAGCACAUUGUAUAAACAAGAUUUCAGUGUUUUUGGCGGUUUGUGUAAGACUUCAUACCGUCCGAGCUCAUUCCCUCUAGUUCUCUAGUUAGACCUAAAACUGCUUCAUCCACUUCUUCCAAAAGCAAAAACAAUGAAAACGUUUUAAUGAAGCAGAGCUGCUUUGGUGUGCUUUACUCUGCUUGUAGAAACACUUAUCCUGCUUUGUGCUUUAGGGAUCGUAUAGCUCUUUAAUGGUGAGAGAUGUAAAGAAUAAAACACAGCAUGUGUGGUGGUGUUGUAGUAAAAUAAUCAGUGACGGGGUGGUGUGACACAGUGGAGUUACCGCUACACACUGAUUACUGAUUAGUUUCUAAUAACAGCACGUCCCAAAGUGUUUGAUUCUUCUCAUACCACAGCAAUUUGUUACAGUUACAAUUUUGUGUUAAACAAUGACAUCACACUUUUUAUCCAUUUGUAGUUGCAUUUACUGUUUUUGAAACAAGUUAUGUGGUAGCCAUGUUUUGGGGUUUUUUGACGUAUUUCUGUAACGUAAAUACAUUUCACUCUGUUAAUUUUAUCCUGCAGAUAUUUAAUAAA
Ictalurus punctatus (channel catfish) is the source of this 1799-nucleotide messenger RNA. RefSeq names its product endonuclease domain-containing 1 protein. The transcript has 3 exons. The coding region runs from base 343 to 1308 and encodes 321 amino acids. Lineage: Eukaryota; Metazoa; Chordata; Actinopteri; Siluriformes; Ictaluridae. The record is from RefSeq and is a predicted model, not a curated record. Gene Ontology annotation, molecular function: hydrolase activity; metal ion binding; nucleic acid binding.